UGUACACACAGGUAUUAAACUCUCUUGUAAAUGUACGUAGUGUAAAUUACCCCUUUAGAAAUGUGAAAUUGUUAAGGGAUGCAUUUGCUCAAUUGUUUGAUCUUAUUUGCAGUGUGGUUUUAAGUCAUGAGUCAACUACCUAGAUUCUGGAACCUGGGAUGGUCUUCCUUCAUUGACUGGUGGAGUAGUCAGAGUGCUUCAGAGCAAGACUAUGUGACAACUACAGGACCUUCUCAACCCUAUGGUCAGCAGCACCUGAAUGAACCUCUUCUGGACCACAGAGAGGGUCAGCUCUUCCUGACCGAGGCUUUUAAAGUCAUCCUUGAGGAGGUGCUAUGUAAGGGCAUAGACGUCAACGAGAAGGUGUGUGAGUGGCACGAGCCAGAGGAGUUGGCUACUCUGCUAGAUCUGGAGCUGAGAGAGUAUGGGGAGCAACAGCACCAGCUGCUGCAGAGAGUACGGGACGUGGCCAAGUACAGCGUCAAGACCAAUCAUCCGCGGUUCUUCAAUCAGCUCUUUGCAGGGGUGGACUACCAUGCCUUGACAGGACGAUUCCUUACGGAGGCUCUUAACACUAGCCAGUAUACCUAUGAAGUAGCGCCAGUGUUCGUCCUGAUGGAAGACGAGGUACUCUCCAAGCUACGUUCUCUAGUUGGGUGGGCACAGGGAGAUGGCAUCUUCUGCCCAGGCGGUACCAUGUCUAACAUGUAUGCCAUGAACCUAGCACGCUAUCGGGCCUUCCCAGAAGUUAAAAUUAAGGGGCAGUGGGCCCUCCCUCGACUGGCUGUCUUUACAUCUCAAGAGAGCCAUUACUCUGUGAUGAAAGCAGCUGCCUUUCAGGGUAUUGGGACAGAGAACGUGUUUAAGGUCAACGUGGAUGAUAGGGGUUGCAUGAUUACAGAUGACCUUAGUGACAAAAUUGAGCUGGCGAAAUCUCAAGGGGCAGUACCAUUCCUUGUCCAUGCCACGUCAGGAACGACUGUACAAGGUGCCUUCGACCCCCUGGAGCCCAUCGCUGACAUCUGUGACAGACAGGGGUUAUGGAUGCAUGUUGAUGCAGCCUGGGGAGGGAGUGUUCUCUUCUCAAAGGAACACAGACAUCUCAUGAGAGGAGUUGAGAGAGCCGAUUCAGUAACUUGGAAUCCACACAAGAUGAUGCUGACUGGCUUGCAGUGUUCAGCCAUUCUGCUCAAGGACACCACGGACCUGUUGAAACGUUGCCACAGUGCAGAUGCAACAUACCUCUUCCAGCAGGACAAGUUCUAUGACAUGAGUCUGGACACAGGGGACAAGUCGAUACAGUGCGGCCGUAAGGUUGACUGCCUGAAGCUGUGGUUGAUGUGGAAAGCUGUGGGGUCACAAGGCUUGGAAGAGCGUGUGGACAGGGCUUUCGCCCAUACAAGAUAUCUGGUGGAGAAGAUGAUGAAAAGAGAGGGCUUUCAACUUAUAGGAAAGCCUGAGUUUGUGAACGUGUGUUUCUGGUUCAUACCACCCAGUCUGAGGGGAAAGGAGAACAGUCCAGACUACCAGGACAGAUUGUCAAAGGUGGCUCCAGUGAUAAAGGAGCGUAUGAUUAAGCAGGGUACUAUGAUGGUGGGCUACCAGCCUCUGGGUGGACGAGUCAACUUCUUUCGCAUGAUAGUCAUCUCUCCGCAGCUCUCCUACCAAGACAUGACCUUCUUUCUGGAUGAGAUUGAGAGGCUAGGGAAUAAUCUAUGAUAGUCAUUCAAGUUAUCGCCUUGCAUCUCCAUUUAUGUCACUGACUCCUCUGGCUCCCAGAAUCAGAAAGUUUUCUAACAAUAAUAUUACUUGUUUUCUACAGUUUUGGGGGAAGCUACUUUGAAAAAAUAGUUUACUAAGCUACUAAUUACUUCACAAUGGAAGAAGUUAAGAUAUCCUUAAGAAAAACAAUUUACUUAACUAAAGUUACAUUGAAAAAGUAGCUCACUACAUACAAACUACUUUGUGAUAAAGUACAGUACCAGUCAAACAAGUCAUUCAAGGGUUUUAAAACAUUGGUGUUUUGUGGGUACUAUUUAAUGAAGCUGACAGUUGAGGACUUGUGAGGCGUCUGUUUCAUUAAACUAGACACUCUAAUGUACUUGUCCUCUUGCUCAGUUGUGCACCACCACUUGCUCAGUUGUGCAUAUAUUGUAUGGCCUUUAUGUAUUACUUGGUUGUAAAACAUGCAGGAGGUUCUUCUGAAAAAUACCCAUGACAGAUGCCAAGGGAAGCCUGAUCAAUGCCAUGAAGCAUUGAGACAGACAGAGGAGCCCAUGGGCUGUGGGCUGCAGCGGAACCAUGUCAACAUCCUGGACACGGUUGCAUGGACGAAGUGGCCCCUGCAUAAACAGUGAACUUGAGUGACCCAACGUGCCUGGAUUAAAGAUGGCCUUGUCUGAGAAGGGUGGAUGCGUACUCAAUGUGUCUGCUUAUGUUAAUGUUUAAGCAGUUGUGUGAGUGUGUACGGUGGGGAGGGGUGGUGGGGUGGAGCUAAGGCUUUGCAGCUGACAUGGGUGUGAUGCAUAAAAACACUCUGCUGGGGUCACAAGUCCAUGAAGAAGCUUUCUCUGAGGCCAGUUCCUGCAGGGCCGGCCUUAGCCUUUUCAGGUCCCUCAGCAAAGUUUGGUUGGGGGGCCCCCCACUUUGAUGGUGGAGAGCAAAAAAAUUACAUUUUUAAAGUAAAUUUCCUACAAUUCUACACAUUUUGCAAAGUGGCUGAGAAUUGUUUUAGUCAUUUAAUAAUUUUGCCAUGCGGUGGAGCUAAUGUUUUACCUUUUUAAAGCUAAUUUCCUGAAAUUGUA
Oncorhynchus masou masou (cherry salmon) is the source of this 2804-nucleotide messenger RNA. Its product is annotated as cysteine sulfinic acid decarboxylase-like. Gene Ontology annotation, biological process: carboxylic acid metabolic process; taurine biosynthetic process. Gene Ontology annotation, cellular component: cytoplasm. Bases 127 to 1719 code for a protein of 530 amino acids. Gene Ontology annotation, molecular function: pyridoxal phosphate binding; sulfinoalanine decarboxylase activity. The record is from RefSeq and is a predicted model, not a curated record. Lineage: Eukaryota; Metazoa; Chordata; Actinopteri; Salmoniformes; Salmonidae. The transcript is spliced from 14 exons.